Molecule: messenger RNA, 1011 nt
Organism: Suncus etruscus (white-toothed pygmy shrew)
Lineage: Eukaryota; Metazoa; Chordata; Mammalia; Eulipotyphla; Soricidae
Product: translation initiation factor IF-2-like
Exons: 1
Coding region: 1-1011 (336 amino acids)
Source: RefSeq, a predicted model, not a curated record
AUGGGCGGGCGGGCGGGCGGGCGCAGGGAGGCCGGCGCGGGACGUCCCGUCCGGACCCGCCCGGGCCCCGGGGCUGAGUCAACGCCGCCCGGUGCGAGGAGUGCUCGGCCGCGCGGCGCGGCGCCUUCCGGCGAGAGGGCGGGGAGGGGCCCCGGGGCCGGCCGAGGGGCUGCCGGGGGGCCGGGAGGAAGUUUCGGGCCGAGGAGGCGCCCCCGAAGCGAGCGGCGCCGCUUCCGCACCUCGACCCAGCGCCCUCGUCUCGAGGCCCGGCGCGGCCCGGGGGCGGCGAUCCCGGCGGCGAGCCGAGUCCGUGCUGCGCCCGGGCCCCGCACUCGACGCCCCCGGCCCGGCCCCGAUCGAGCGCGGCGCUGUAACCCGAGCCGCCCGCCGCCGCCGCCGGGAUCCGCGAUCAGCCCUGGACAGCGCCUCGCUCGCCCGCCCGCCGCCCUCCCCCACCCGGCGCGCCCCAGCCCCGCUCACCCGCGGCCCCCGGGGAGGCGAGUGGACACUCCGCUCCUGCCUCCGCCGCCGACUUUCCUUUGUUGCCCGAGUUUCGGGGGCGGGAGGGAGGGAGGGAGCGAGGGGGAGGAGGGAGGCGGAAAAGUUGGGCGCCGGGACCCCGAGAGGCCCGGAGAGCGAUCCGACUCCGACUCAAGCCCGCCCUGCUGCUCUCGGGGCGGGCCCGGCCGCCGCCGACGCCGGGGACUGCGGCCCGGGGCCUCGGCGGCGCUGCUGCUGCUGCUGCCGCGGCUGCUGGGCGACGACGAGCUCGCGGAAGCCGCACAUUCCAGCACAGCGCAGGAGCCUGCGCCGCCGCCGCAGCCGCCGCCGGACACGCCCCCUCGCCGCCCGCGCGCACACGCGGGCCACGCCCCAUUUGUGGGGACACGCCCACAGGACACGCCCCACAAUCGCCGCAGCAGAGCGACGAGACACGCCCACUCUGCCGCAGGCUCCGCCCACUGGACACGCCCCUCCCUCCCCGGCCCGCCGCGCGCUCCAACGCACUAG